Synchiropus splendidus (mandarinfish) is the source of this 506-nucleotide messenger RNA. RefSeq names its product chromosome 16 C2orf50 homolog (gene cimip5). Lineage: Eukaryota; Metazoa; Chordata; Actinopteri; Syngnathiformes; Callionymidae. The record is from RefSeq and is a predicted model, not a curated record. The transcript is spliced from 3 exons. Bases 35 to 466 code for a protein of 143 amino acids.
GUCAGUCCAGUAAACUUAAAUUCCAAGCAGCAAGAUGGAGCUGAAUCAUAUCCAACGCGUGUCAUCGGCGGGAUACCGACUCCCGGAGAGAACCACGAAGAGCCGGACGCCUGAAGUGGCCACAGCCCGGACCGUAAGCUCAGAACCAGCCAGUGCUCCGGAUCCGGUAGAUCAAGUCACGCGGGAUCGGGUCUGGAGGGAAAUGAUCUGGAGUGAGAGGAAAACAGAGCAAGAAUGGGAGAGGAAUUGGGGCUUUCUCAGGAACUAUGAUCACCUGGGUCAGCCAAAGACUGAGGAGCGUAUGCCCAGCUCCGUCCCCCUCUUCUCUGAUCAGGUUCCCAGCACCAGCAACCAGAUGUUCGGCAGCAGACUAUCCACCCCGCUGGGGAGUGAGCUGAUCAGACUGGACCGGCUGCUGCUGCGGUUCGGACGCCAACACGAGCGGGACCCGGAGACACAGUCCUGACAGAGAGGCCCUUAAACAUUCACUUCACCCUCUGUUUGAA